Messenger RNA from Capra hircus (goat), 564 nucleotides. RefSeq names its product ribosomal protein L22 like 1 (gene RPL22L1). The coding region runs from base 76 to 444 and encodes 122 amino acids. The transcript is spliced from 4 exons. Gene Ontology annotation, molecular function: RNA binding; structural constituent of ribosome. The record is from RefSeq and is a predicted model, not a curated record. Gene Ontology annotation, cellular component: ribosome. Gene Ontology annotation, biological process: cytoplasmic translation. NCBI's taxonomy places the organism in Eukaryota, Metazoa, Chordata, Mammalia, Artiodactyla, Bovidae.
UGACGCAGCACGCUGCGGUAUAAAUACGUGCGGCCGGCAGCCUCGCUCUCUCUCAUCGCGCGGCAAGCCUUCAAGAUGGCGCCGAAGAAAGACAAGAAGCCUAAGAAGUCAACCUGGAAGUUUAAUUUGGAUCUUACUCAUCCAGUAGAAGAUGGAAUUUUUGAUUCUGGAAAUUUUGAACAAUUUCUGCGGGAAAAGGUUAAAGUGAAUGGAAAAACUGGAAAUCUUGGGAAUGUCGUUCACAUUGAACGCUUCAAGAAUAAAAUCAUAGUCGUUUCUGAGAAACAGUUCUCUAAAAGGUAUUUGAAGUACCUUACAAAGAAAUACCUUAAAAAGAACAAUCUUCGUGAUUGGCUUCGUGUGGUUGCAUCUGACAAGGAGACUUACGAGCUUCGUUACUUCCAGAUUAGUCAAGAUGAAGAUGAAUCUGAGUCUGAGGACUAGAUCUUGCCAUCCUUCAUAGGGCUUUGCUUGUUAAUAAAACUAAUUAAGCAUACAAAAGAAACAUCUUGAAAUGGACCUUCAGGCUAUCAGUGAAUAAAAAACAUUACUCUGUAUGUUAAA